AUGGAAGCAAAAGCAGCAAAGGAACUGGAGAAAGAACAUUUGCAAGAAAAAGCAAAAGAAAAAUAUCAAGAAUGGUUAAAGAAAAAAAAUGCUGAAGAAUGUGAGAAGAAGAAGAAAGAAAAGGAAAAAGAAAAACAACGUCAAGCUGAAUUACAGGAAAAGAAAGAAAUAGCAGAAAGAAAGUUUAAGGAAUGGUUGGAAAAUUCAAAAAAUAAACCUCGUCCAGCUGCAAAAAGCUAUGGUUAUGUCAAUGGAAAACUUACAGGUUUUUACAAUGGAAAUUCUUAUCCAGAACCAGCCUUCUAUAAUCCAAUUCCCUGGAAACCAGUUCAUAUGCCUCCUCCCAAAGAAGCCAAGGAUCUAUCCGGAAAAAAGACUAAAAGGCCCAUGACAAGUCAGCCACACAGGCCUUCAUCUCUGAUAAUUCAUAAAGCCAGAAACAAUCUUUGCCUUGGAACUCUGUGCACAAUACAAAGAUAG
Messenger RNA from Pipistrellus nathusii (Nathusius's pipistrelle), 480 nucleotides. The record is from the annotation of a GenBank genome assembly. NCBI's taxonomy places the organism in Eukaryota, Metazoa, Chordata, Mammalia, Chiroptera, Vespertilionidae.